This is a messenger RNA of Tetranychus urticae (two-spotted spider mite), 3859 nucleotides long. It is a transcript of the gene Grp170, whose product is annotated as hypoxia up-regulated Grp170 co-chaperone protein. Lineage: Eukaryota; Metazoa; Arthropoda; Arachnida; Trombidiformes; Tetranychidae. The record is from RefSeq and is a predicted model, not a curated record. Gene Ontology annotation, molecular function: ATP-dependent protein folding chaperone; ATP binding. Gene Ontology annotation, biological process: endoplasmic reticulum unfolded protein response. Gene Ontology annotation, cellular component: endoplasmic reticulum chaperone complex.
GUUGCCACACCACAGAGAUUCAGCAUUUGGAUGCUGAUUUUUCUGCUUCUAUUUAAUUCUAUUUAAUGCUAUUUAACUACAAUUAACUUUUUCCUUAAUACUGAUUUUUGUUUCAUUCAGUAUUCAAUUUGUUAAUUCAUUUUCUUACUUACUAAAUUAUCUUAUUGUUAGUUUGCUGUUUUAUAUCUUUUAAGAUUUUUGUUAACUUAUUUAUUGGACUGUCUUGCAUUUUUACAGCUCUGUGUCAAUUUGUGUCCAAAAAUGAGGUUAUUCAAUUUAUUCUGGUUCUUUCUGGUCUCGUUGUCACUUUUUGGUCAAGGUCAUGGAUUGGCUGUCAUGUCAAUCGAUCUUGGCACCGAGUCUCUCAAAAUAGCUAUUGUGUCACCUGGUAAACCAAUGGAGAUUAUACUAAAUACAGACUCUCAGAGAAAGACUCCAUUAGCUGUAGCUUUUCGGGAUGGUGACAGGUUAUUUGGAGAAGCAGCGCUAUCAACGGCUGUGAGAUUCCCUGAGAAAGUCUUUACUCAUUUCUUGGAUUUGAUUGGGAAAAAUUACGAUUCUCCAGCUGUUAAAUUAUUUAAAACUCGUUUCCCUUACCACAACAUGACCAAAGAUCCUGAAAAGUCCACUGUAAUAUUACAUCAUCCUGAUGGUAUGACCUUCACCCCAGAGGAAAUUUUAGCCAUGGUUCUGCAUAAAGCAAAAAGUGAUGCUGAAAUUGCUGCAGGAGAUAAGCAAUCCAUUAAAGAUGCUGUGAUCACUGUUCCUCCCUAUUUUUCUCAAGCGGAACGACGUUCUCUCACACGUAGCGUACAAAUGGCUGGGUUGAAAGUUCUUCAAUUAAUGAAUACCAAUACUGCUGUUGCUCUCAACUAUGGAGCCUUCAGACGUAAAGAUUUCAAUGAAAGUAAUCCCAAUUUUGUUCUCUUUUAUGAAAUGGGAGCUUCAUCAACUGUUGCUACUGUAGUUGCUUAUCAAACGGUCAAAACAAAAGAAAGAGGUUUUGUUGAAUCAAAUCCACAACUAACCAUCAAAGGAGUUGGAUUCGACCGAAAUUUGGGAGGUCUUGAAAUGCAAAUUCGUCUUAGAGAUUAUCUGGCUAAAUUGUUUGUUGAACAGACAAAAAAUAAAUAUCCAGUCCAAUCAAAUAAGCGUGCCAUGGCAAAACUUUUCAAGGAAGCAGGUCGUCUCAAGAAAGUUCUCUCUGCCAACACUGAACACGUAGCUCAAGUUGAGAAUGUAUUGAAUGAUAUUGAUCUUAAGGCUCCUGUAAAACGCACUGACUUCGAGGAUCUUUGUUCUGAUCUUCUUGGAGACCGUCUCACUAAACCAGUUAUGGUUGCUCUUGAGUCAGCUGGCUUGACAAUGCAAGAAGUCGAUCAAGUAAUUUUAUUCGGUGGAAAUACUCGUGUUCCUAGAGUGCAACAAGCUCUUUUAGAUUAUUUUAAAAUUAAUGAGUUAGGUAAAAGUGUCAAUGCAGAUGAAGCUGCUGCCCUUGGUGGUGCCUAUCAAGCUGCUCAUCUCAGCAAAGGAUUUAAAGUGAAAACUUUCAUUGUUAAAGAUGCUAAUCUAUACCCAAUACAAGUUGAUUUUUCACGAGAAAUUGUUGGAGAAGAUGGAUCCAAAAAGACUCGACUCAUGCAAAGAGUUUUAUUUACCCGCAAUAACUUGUAUCCUACUAAAAAAGUAUUAACAUUCAGUCGACAUUCUGACGACUUUGAAUUCUUCAUUAAUUAUGGUGAUUUGCAGAGCUUCUUUUCUGAGGAAGACAUUGCUAACAUCGGCUCUUUGAACAUAACCAAAAUACAAGUUAAAGGUGUGACCGAAGCCAUGGCUAAACAUAAAGAUGAAAAUAAAGAGUACAAAGGUAUCAGAGCUCAUUUCCGUAUGGAUGAAAGCGGAAUCUUGAACAUGGAAAACGUUGAAACUGUUUUUGAGGCUAAAAUAGAGGAACCCAUUGAGGCAGAAAAGGGUAAUGUUGUUGGAGAUGCUUUUGCCAAAUUUGGCAACACAAUAAGCAAGCUUUUCGGUGGUGGAGGAUCAGAAGAAGCAGUACCAACAACUGGUGAAGAGAAACCUGAAGAACCUUCUAAAGAAUCUGUUGAUCAGUCAACGAAUGAGUCAACCAAUGGAGUUAAUGGCACUGAUAGCUCAUCAAAGGCUUCACCUAAUGUGACAGAAAAACAGGAUCAAGCUGCAGCCCAAAAUGUAUCAGCAGAAAGUUCAACACCAGUAAAAACUGAGGUUAAAAUCAAAACUAUUAAGGAACCAGUGAUUGCUGAAAAGACUGAUUUAGACUUGCCUCCUCUCGACGACAGUGAGAUUAACUGGUCGAUCAAAAAGUUGCAGGACUUGAUUGCUAAAGACGAAGAGAAACACAAACGAGAUGGAAUGAAGAACAGUCUUGAAUCUUUCAUUACCGAAACAAAGAUGAGACUUUACGAGAAUGAAUAUGAGUCAGCUUCUACUCAAGAGGAACGAGAAAAGAUUUUAAAAGCUUUGGAAACCACAUCGGAAUGGUUAGAGACCGAGGCUGAUAGUGCUGAUUCUAAGACUAUCGAAGAAAAAUUGUUCAGUCUGAUGAAAACAGCGCGUGACGUUUUCGAAAGAGUUAAAGAACACAAAGAACGCCCAGAAGCUUUAAAAGCAUUAAAUGAAAUACUUAACAUAAGUCGCAUGUUUUAUGAAGGUGCUCUUAAUACAUCAGCCGAAGAUCAAAUAUUCACUGAAGUUGAAAUAACAACUCUUGGUAAACUAGUCAAGGAGACUGAAGUUUGGUUAGGAGAAGCAGUUUCUGAACAAGAAAGGAUUCCCAGAUUUGAAACACCAAAACUUUUAGUUCGAAAUAUUCAGGAGAAAAUUGUGACACUUGAUCGAGAGGUCAAAUAUCUAAUCAACAAAGCACGAACAACUCCACCAAAACCUAAGACAACUGACGAUACAGCUAAACCAACUGAAAAUGAAGCUGAUAGUUCCAGCGAAGGUGAACCAAACGAUGAAACUAUUAAUAUGGAUCAAGCUGCGGAAGAUAAUAUUGUUAAUGAAGUUGAAACUGAUAGCAAAAUUAAAUCUGAUAAGCCAUCUCAGAAGGCCGAAUCUUCAGCUGAACAAUCUACAACAGAGAAACCUCUAGAAUUAAGUUCGAAUGACGCUGACCAACAACCACAACAUUCCCAGAAACCUAAACCAACGGCCACUGUAGAUGAACCACAUACAGAGCUGUAACCUUUAAUAUCAUUUGUAAUUAAUUAUUUAGGAAUCAAAUUUGCAAUUAAUUUAUAUAAUAAUAUACAUUAAUGUUUUCCUAUUCAAACGAAACAAAAAAUUAACCAAAGCGUUUACAUUUUUUUUUCUUUUCCUACUGUUUUCGCUUUCAAAAAGAAACAAUGUAAAAAAGAUUUUUUUAUAAUUCCAUUUUAUCAAGAUUCCUCAUUCUCUUCUUUUACAGUUUCCUCUUCAUUCUCAUUUCGGUUUUUCUUAUCCUUUUUUCGUUUCUUCUUUUUCUUUCCCUUUGUUUUGCUCUUUUCUUUUCCACUAACGCGUAAGAAGUCAACACUUGGUGCUCUUAAACGUGUCAUAUUUUUGGCUAUCCAGCGAGUAUAAAUGAUCAUAACGCCAGCAAUCGCAGCAAUUACAUUAACAAAGAUAAUCAGGAUUCUCCAAAAGUGCAUCCAAUCGGUUAUUUGAGUGAGAAAAAAGGAUUUGCCAUUUUCUGGAUAAUCAACCAAUUUUUCAUCAACUGGUGACCGAGGGAUAAGAAGUAGAAAUGUUGUUAUACAGGUUGAUACCAACAGAAUCAAUGGACCCAAUGAUCUAAUCAGAUUGAAUAAGAAAAAUAAAAAAGAUUGAAACGAUGAAA